Seminavis robusta is the source of this 1026-nucleotide messenger RNA. The record is from the annotation of a GenBank genome assembly. NCBI's taxonomy places the organism in Eukaryota, Bacillariophyta, Bacillariophyceae, Naviculales, Naviculaceae.
CACGGUUUGUCGGCAAGAAGAAGUCCCUGCCUUGUUCAGCACAUUGAUAACAACACAAGACAUUCCACAGCAGAGCAAUCGACCAUGAGGAAAGCAGAUUGGAACCAACUACACUCACCGCUCUAUAUAGUGGUAAUGCUGCUACUCGUCUUCUCCUUUUCUGAUGGGUUCGACGCAUUCUCAGGUCGACGAAAACGAGGUUAUCGGCAUUCGGUGGAAGAAUGGAACAUCGUCUCUGCCUCCAAGAGUUCUCUUCAGCAGGCAACGUCGUCGUCGUCCGAAAAUAAUGAAAAUGCCGAAUUGGUGGCUUCUCUGCAACGGCAGAAAAAUCAAACUUUAUCAUCUGCCCUGGUAUCCAACACAAAUAAUGCUACCAGUACAGCCAAUGCCACCACUGACAAUCCAGCCGCCCUGGCACUCCAACAACAAGCCGCCAAACUGCGCGCCGAAAUCGCAGUGAUUCAAGCCGAUCUACAAGCCAAACAAGAAGCCAAACGCCAAAAAGAAAUUGCCGAUAUUGAUCGUUGGAUUCAAGAAUGCCUCUACGUGCCCGUAGCAGGUGGCGACGACGGACUACCGGUAGAACUCCUCAAUUCGGUCGACACGGCCGCUCAAGUUUUGCGCGACCAUCGAUUUUCGCACGAACAAGUCUCCAAAAUGUUUGAUCGCAUCUGCGAUACCAGUCCGGCACAAUCGCGCAGCAAUUGCAGUCCGCUGUUGGCGCUAUUGGUCGAUGCGGCCGGCAAACUCGAUUGCGUCGAGCGACAGGAUAAUCCCAACAAACGAUGGGAUGGACGCGUCGAACGUGAUUUGAGAAAACGAUUGUUUGCCAUGGAUUGGGGAUUUGACUUGGAACCUACUCAUAAGGGCGAUGAUCGAUUUUUGUGAAUGACGUACAUGGAACGAAUGAUAGGUGAGGGAGGUUGGAACAUUCGAUACAGGAUGAACCUUGAUUGAAUUAUUUUCAACGGAACUGAUCUCGGUACCGUACCGGUACGGUCUAACUCCUUGGGAGCGGCGAGCCCA